AUAAUACAACAUGGGUUGACAUAAUCCAAAGUAUUUAAAAUGUCUUAAAAUAUGUCUUGGAUUUGGAAAUCAUCAAAAUUACAAGUUCCAAUUAAGCCGUGCUUAUCAUUCCUCGAAGAUAAAUGUUUUCAUAAAGCAAGAAUAACACUAAAAGAGUUUGGUGUGAAUUGGUUGGAUUUAAUACAAGCUCAAGAAAAAGUAAACCACCCUGCUUUUCACAAAAUGGACGCCGUAUUUUUUCAUCAAGAUCGAUUUGAACUACUUGUUGACGCUCGAGGGUUUCGCCCGGAGGAUAUUAAAUGUAAAAUGACCACAAAUUUGGUAGAAAUAAUCGGACAAAGGCAAGAAGCUCUAAAUAGCGGCAGUAAAAGUAUGUCGUUAGCGAGAAAUUAUCACUUACCACAACCUGUUAAACCAGAAGAAGGAAAUUGUUGUUUUUCUACAGAAGGGAUCUUAUUAGUAACAGCUCCAUGGAGAGGCUAGUAGUUUCGAAAUUUUGUUUUUUAUAUUUUUUUGUGAAUAUAUUGAUUACUCAUUUCAUUUUAAUGACCUCUUAGUAAAUUUGUAUGU
Diabrotica balteata is the source of this 570-nucleotide messenger RNA. The record is from the annotation of a GenBank genome assembly. Lineage: Eukaryota; Metazoa; Arthropoda; Insecta; Coleoptera; Chrysomelidae.